Messenger RNA from Coregonus sp. 'balchen', 5272 nucleotides. The record is from the annotation of a GenBank genome assembly. NCBI's taxonomy places the organism in Eukaryota, Metazoa, Chordata, Actinopteri, Salmoniformes, Salmonidae.
AACAUGCGUAGUCUAUCCUACAACAGUGUAAAAUGCGUCUGUGUUCUUCUGUGUCUGCAGUCGUCGGUGUGUGAGAAGAUCAUGGAGCUUCUGGGGCAGAACGAAAUCGACCACCACCAGCGACAGGUAGACAACCUCACUCUCCAUUCUCUCCCCCCCGGUCCUGGUUUUUCUGUACCGUAGCUCACAGCCCCAGCACUCAGGGGUUAGCUUCCACUUCCGGUCCUGGUUUUUCUGUACCGUAGCUCACAGCCCCAGCACUCAGGGGUUAGCUUCCACUUCCGGUCCUGGUUUUUCUGUACCGUAGCUCACAGCCCCAGCACUCAGGGGUCAGGGGUUAGCUUCCACUUCCGGUCCUGGUUUUUCUGUACCGUAGCUCACAGCCCCAGCAUUCAGGGGUUAGCUUCCACUUCCGGUCCUGGUUUUUCUGUACCGUAGCUCACAGCCCCAGCAUUCAGGGGUUAGCUUCCAAUGUGUAGCCCUGACCUAUCGGUGUCAUUAUUUUUCCAGGAAGCCAACCUCUCUCCAAUCUAUCCCUGUUCAGGUUUUUCUAUAUACCGGUAUUAUACAACCUGAGAUGGUUAGCUGCCACAGUGUUAUGCUGACUUAUCUGUCGUUGUUUUCCAGGUAGCUAUCCUCAGCCAGGACAGUUUCUACAGAGAGCUGACUCCAGAACAGAAGGCAAAAGCACUCAAGGGCCAGUUCAACUUCGAUCACCCAGGUAUGGGGUCAGGGCCGCUUGUGACUGCUAGCUACACAUAGGACUGCUAACUAUGGGGCUGCUAGCUACACAUAGGACUGCUAACUAUGGGGCUGCUAGCUACACAUAGGACUGGUAACUAUGGGGCUGCUAGCUACACAUAGGACUGGUAACUAUGGGGCUGCUAGCUACACAUAGGACUGGUAACUAUGGGGCUGCUAGCUACACAUAGGACUGGUAACUAUGGGGCUGCUAGCUACACAUAGGACUGGUAACUAUGGGGCUGCUAGCUACACAUAGGACUGGUAACUAUGGGGCUGCUAGCUACACAUAGGACUGGUAACUAUGGGGCUGCUAGCUACACAUAGGACUGGUAACUAUGGGGCUGCUAGCUACACAUAGGACUGGUAACUAUGGGGCUGCUAGCUACACAUAGGACUGGUAACUAUGGGGCUGCUAGCUACAUAGGACUGGUAACUAUGGGGCUGCUAGCUACAUAGGACUGGUAACUAUGGGGCUGCUAGCUACAUAGGACUGGUAACUAUGGGGCUGCUAGCUACAUAGGACUGGUAACUAUGGGGCUGCUAGCUACAUAGGACUGGUAACUAUGGGGCUGCUAGCUACAUAGGACUGGUAACUAUGGGGCUGCUAGCUACAUAGGACUGGUAACUAUGGGGCUGCUAGCUACAUAGGACUGGUAACUAUGGGGCUGCUAGCUACAUAGGACUGGUAACUAUGGGGCUGCAAGCUACAUAGGACUGGUAACUAUGGGGGUAGCUACACAUAGGAUUGCACCAAGCUGUCUGUUUGAACUACUGGCGCACAGCUCGGACACCCAUGCAUACCCCACAAGACAUGCCACAAGAGGUCUCUUCACAGUCUCCAAGUCCAGAACAGACUAUGGGAGGCGCACAGUACUACAUAGAGCCAUGACUACAUUGAACUCUAUUCCACAUCAAGUAACUGAUGCAAGUAGUAAAAUUAGUUUAAACAAACAAACACCUUAUGGAACAGCGGGGACUGUGAAGCAACACAAACAUAGGCACAUACAUAUGCACUAUACACACAUGUACACAUGGAUUUUGUACUGUAGAAAUGUGGUGGAGUAAGGGCCUGAGGGCACACCAUGUGUUGUAAAAUCUGUGAAUGUAUUGUAAUGUUUUUAAAAUUGUAUUUACUGCCUUAAUUUUGCUGGACCCCAGGAAGAGUAGUUGCUGCCUUGGCAGCAGCUAAUGGGGAUCCAUAAUAAAUACAAAUACACAUACAAAUUCCCAAUUACACAUAUCACCAGUAGUACAUUUACUGUUAAUAACAUCAUUUCUAAUCUACAAUGUUUGCUUGGCUACGGUAAUUUCUGCUAAUGCAUUCAAUAUAAUAUUAUUAUUAUUAGUUGUUUGCAGAGCGCACAACCAAUGCUAGACUUGUGAGAAACAAGUUUUAAGUUUAUUUCAUUCAAUUUACGAAUUUUGUCAAUUUAUUCGUUGUCUUUUGUUUGGAGCGCUCCUGUCAAUGUUGAGUAAGGACUUGUACCUGAUUACACAUAGAAGUAUGGCCUAGCCUACCUGGCCUGCACGCGAUUGUAUAAAUGUGCCCAUUUGGGGAUCUGAUUAGUAUUUCUUAUUGUCUUAACUCACCACCACUAAUGAACUGUGGAGCUUCUCAAAGUAAUUUUGAGAAGCUCCACAGUUAAAUUCAAUGAGUGACAAUAGUUCCUCAAUGUAUUUUUUAAAAAUAUUUCCAGCUCUCUCCCUUUCGAUAACCACUUGGCGUGAAAGGGAAAAAUGUCAUGCUCUGAUCCAGUGAAAAUGUCAUAAAAUAGGCCUACCUGAUUACUUCUUAUCUCUUGCACGAAUAGUCUACAGCUGUGUCAGUCCGGAGCUCACAUGCUCGGGAAACUCUGAGGGUACAGAAUAUUUUAUACAAUGUUGCUAGUUUGCUAGCACGAGCUUAGGGGCCGGACCCAGUUGAUAGUUGAUCCAAUGAUUCACCCUUUUUGAUUCCAUUUCAAACAACACUACAUUUUUUUUAAAUCACAUGACCCACAGCCACAUUCCAUAAACAAUUUCAGAGGUACUCAAGUUUUUACCAUUGCAUACCUGAUCCAUUUUUGUCCUCUGUUGGCCAUCCAUCCCUGAUACUCUUAGCCCAUCUUCCUGACAUACUCCUAGUCAGCGGAGCUAUAGUAGCAGAGUCUCUCUCAGCUGCUGCAAGGCAAGGGGGUGCGUCUCAAUCCCUACUUUCUCCUGAAGUGUGCACUUGUUCAUUUCCUUUCACUGAUUUUUAAAGGGAAAUGCCUGCCAUACAAAAUUGGGGAAAUUCCCUCUAGUCUAGCCCAUGUCUCCACCAAUCCAAUGCUUUUAGAUUUGUAGGGAGGAAGUGUCAGGAGAUAGUAUUAGGACACACCCAGGGACUGAGAGAAAAACCUUAACAGCUGUGACCCAGUAGACUCCACAAAGAUUCCUCAAUUACAUUAGGCUAGUGUGUGUGAUAGCGUGGGCUCACACGUGUACUUGUGCACAUGUGGGUUGAGGGGAGGCCCAUGUAUGGUCAGGUAUUUUACCAAUGGAAUAGAAGUGAGAAACCUUAUUGGAAUGUCUCUCUCACUUUUCUCUUAAACCAUUUCUCUCCCGUCUCUUAUUUUACUUGUGUGAACCUCGUGGAAUUUCUUUCUCUAAAACUGUCAUUCUUCAGAUGCCUUUGACAAUGAGCUGGUCACGCAGACUUUGUGGCAGAUCAUGCAGGGGAAGACCGUACAGAUCCCUGUGUACGACUUUUUCACCCAUUCCAGGUGAGCUCCUCGAUACUCUGUGAGUGUGGUGUGUCCAAUCUGAUGCAGUGCCGUUAUGGUGAUUACAUUAUUGAAGCCAUAUUAGGCUCCCAUGCUGUAUUCAAUGUUUCUCCGUCACAGGAAGGAUGUUUGUAACUGUGUACCCAGGUGUUCGAGGGCAUCCUGUUGGGUCAUCCUGAAUUUUUUUAUAUUCAUGGUGUACAUUGUUCGAUUCCAGGAAGGAUGAGUUUGUGACUGUGUACCCGGCUGACGUGGUGUUGUUCGAGGGCAUCCUGAUGUUCUACUCCCAGGAGAUCAGAGACCUGUUCCAGAUGAAACUGUUCGUAGACACGGAUGCAGACACACGGCUCUCACGCAGAGGUGUGUGUGUUUGCUGACUCCACUUCUGUGUAUAUUUCUGGAUUUUUUAUUUAUUUAUUUUAUUUGGAUAAGGUGAAGUUGUGCAAACUCUUGCCAGUCAGACUUGGUGUCAGUAUCUCUUCACUUCUAACGCGUGUGUUCUGUGUUCCAGAUCUAACGUGUGUGUGUGUUCUGUGUUCCAGUUUUUUAAUGUUUUAUUUCUUCCAGUGCUAAGAGACAUAGGUGAACGGGGCAGGGACCUUGAGCAGGUUCUUUCUCAAUAUAUCACGUUUGUCAAGCCUGCCUUUGAGGAGUUCUGUCUUCCAGUAAGUCUCCACUCUCUGUACGUCUCUGUUUAUAUUGUAUGCCUGGCUUCAUUGACCAGCACAAUCUUUGCAAGUACUUGCCUUGUUAUUGUAAUGUUUGUUUCCAGACCAAGAAGUAUGCUGAUGUGAUCAUCCCUCGUGGAGCAGAUAACUUGGGUAAGGAGGAAGGUCCAUGAGAUCCGAUCCUUGAAUACCCCUUUGUGUUGUAUGGAAUCUUUUUUUGCCCCUUUUUGUCAAUAUAGUAAAGGGGUAUGGUAAGGAAAUGUUGGCUCUUACGGAGCCGUCACGUUACAUGACUCAUCAAUUUUCCCUCAGUGGUUUCCUUGUUGAUACCUCUUUGUGAAUGUACCAUGGUCACACUGACUUCGCUCUUCCCUUCCUCCUGACUAUUUUUUCUUUUUCAGUGGCAAUAAACCUGAUAGUACAGCACAUCCAGGACAUUCUGAACGGCGGACUGACCAAGCGGCACAACGGCUGCAUGAACGGGCACAGCACGCCCGCCCGGCAACGACUGACCUCCGAGUCCAGCAGUCGCCCUCAUUGACCUCUCCUUUAUUGAAGGCGGAGUGUGGUUUAGACCUGUACAUAAUUCCCAAUGGCAUUGCUGUAUUUAAGAUGGAGGAAGGCUACGUCCUGAUUCUCUACCCUUUUACCGGAGUUUGUGCUUGCAGGAGAAGUCCUUUAUAGGAGAAGGGUGGAGAAUCGGGAUGCAGCCGAAAGAGGAACUACAAUGCCUUCAUUAUUAUUAUUACUACUACUGUUAUUACAGUUACUUUUAUUGUAAUUGUUGGACUUGAUUUGUUUCAGGCGGGGAGAGAGAGAACCUCUGGUUUUUGCAACGAGACCAUGUGUUAAGAAUGAACCCCUUUUCUGUUUUCAUCCGUUUAUUUCAAAUUUGUAUUUAAAAAGUAUUUCAUAUCGUCUGCUGCUUUUUGGCAGACUGAAUAAAAGAGGGAAACUGUUGGUGUUGUCCAAUGAAAAUGAAACCCUAAAAUCACAGGCUGGGAUCCAAUUCAUCAGUGAGAAGAAUUUUGGAUUUAGAACAUGUGGACGAAACUAGACUGAAAGUUGAAAUGUGAACUCAGGAUUGCUCACGUAGUCCUGUGUAGCUCAGUUGGU